Messenger RNA from Scutellospora calospora, 350 nucleotides. NCBI's taxonomy places the organism in Eukaryota, Fungi, Glomeromycota, Glomeromycetes, Diversisporales, Gigasporaceae. The record is from the annotation of a GenBank genome assembly.
AAAUUAUAAAUUUAAAUAUAAUUAAUAAUGAAAUUACUAAAAAUAUUCAAGAAAAUGAAGUUGAAACAAUUGAAAAUAAUAAUUAUAAUUCAUUAAAUGUAAUAAAUAAAUUUCUAAAAAAUUUUAAAGAAGAAAUUGAAAAAGAAUAUGAAGAAGAAAUCAAAACAAUAGAAGAAGAAAUAGAAGAGAAAGUUGAAGAAGAAAUUUUUGAAAAUAAUGAAAUUGAAGAAAGAAAUAAAACUGUUAUAACUCAAAAUACUACAGAAAAUAGUUAUAAUAGUAGUGAAGAGCUUGAUAGUUCUACUUCACAAUAUCAAUUAGAAGAAACAUUAACAAAAAAUUUAAACUUC